This is a messenger RNA of Hibiscus syriacus, 539 nucleotides long. RefSeq names its product DNA-directed RNA polymerases I, II, and III subunit RPABC5. The record is from RefSeq and is a predicted model, not a curated record. Gene Ontology annotation, biological process: transcription by RNA polymerase II; tRNA transcription by RNA polymerase III; transcription by RNA polymerase I. NCBI's taxonomy places the organism in Eukaryota, Viridiplantae, Streptophyta, Magnoliopsida, Malvales, Malvaceae. The coding region runs from base 128 to 343 and encodes 71 amino acids. The transcript has 4 exons. Gene Ontology annotation, molecular function: DNA binding; zinc ion binding; DNA-directed RNA polymerase activity. Gene Ontology annotation, cellular component: RNA polymerase III complex; RNA polymerase II, core complex; RNA polymerase I complex.
UACUAGGCAAAGUUAAAAUCCCAGUGAGAAGCUUUUAGGGCGCGAGUAGUAGUAUAAAUUGGAAGGUGAGUAGUCCGAGAGAGGCAGGACAAACUUCAAAGUCGAGACCAACAGGUAGCAUAGCAAGAUGAUCAUCCCAGUUCGUUGCUUCACCUGCGGAAAGGUCAUUGGUAACAAAUGGGACACUUAUCUCGAUCUUCUCCAGGCCGACUAUACCGAAGGAGAUGCUCUUGAUGCUUUGGGAUUGGUUCGAUAUUGCUGUAGGAGAAUGCUAAUGACUCAUGUGGACCUCAUCGAGAAGCUUCUGAACUACAACACAUUGGAGAAGUCGGAGACCAGUUGAGAAAACAUGUAGAACUUAAUGCUCUGUUCCAAGAUUAUCAGUUUUGUGUAAGUGGACCAUGGUCUGAAUCCAUAGAAAUGAAAGGACUUAAAUAGUAUUAGUCUAGUUGUUAUCUUUAGUUUUAGUUCUACGGUGAAUCCUUGUAUGUAUGAAAACUAUCUGGGAUUUCAAAUGCUGAAAAGUGAUUCGAAUGCUA